AUUGCAUCUUCCCGUUAGUCAACCUUGAUAGUAGAUAGAAAAUGAAAUCAAAAUCUUGGAAAAAAGUCGCUUAGGUAAGCGACGAUAUCAAAAAAUUAAUUAUUCUUCAAUAUGGAAGACACCACCACGGUCACUCUUUUAACAAUCCCAACUCUUCCGGGCGCAAUUAAUUCAAUUAAACGCCCGAAUACCUAGUUCAAAAUCGAUACCGUCCCUCCAAUAACCCCCCAAUACGCUAAAGUCAUCAAGCAAGAGAAGAAUGUCCCUCCACCUCCCCAUCCGCCGGACAUCCACCACCGCCCUCUCCAAUCCCACCAGAACCACCUUCAUCUACACACAAUGCAGACAUGCAACACUCCUCAGACGGCCCAAGCGCCCAUACACCUUCACCCAGCUCAUAACCCUCUCGGACGGCAGCACCUUCACCCACCGCACCACUUCCCCCAUUGCCGUCUACCGCUCAACACGCGACACGCGCAACGCACCACUGUGGAACCCGUCCAGCGAGAAGCUGCGAAACGUCGAGGAGGAUGAGGCAGGGCGGCUAGCGGCGUUUAGAAGCAAGUUUGGUCGGAGUUGGGAUGCGACGGGUACGGCGGCCGCGGAAGGAGCUUCUUCUGCUGCUGCUGCGUCUGCUACUCCUGCUACCACUACUACGACUGCUGCGGCAGGACAGGCUGGGGUUGAUGCGAAGCAGGCUGAGGAUACGGCUGUGGAGUUUGAGUUUGAGGAGGAUGAGGAAGAGGAUAAUUUGUUGGAUUUGAUUAGCUCGUUUGGUCAGACGGAGGGGAGUCAGGAGGCUCAGCCGGAGAAGGGGAAAGGGAAGGGGAAGAAGAAAUAAGGGGAUCUAGGCUCCUCUUCUUCUUUAAUUGUUUACCUAUGUUUCUGUGCUAAGACUUGCUUUUUUUUUUUUUUUUAUUAUUUUAUAUAUGGGAUUGUAUGAAUAUGUAUGGAGUAUUUUGUUUUUUUCCUGGUUGAGAAACUUUUCCCUCUUCUUGUAUGUUCUGUAUAGUGUAGUGUGAAUUACUGUGAAUGUGAUAUUAACAGAUCGAUGUAGUGAUAUCUUCUCUAGAUUCUAGGACAGCUAUCGUGGAAGAUAGGACCAGGCCUGCAUAAUGCAUCUUAAGUUAGGCGUGAGGGCUCAUUAUUCGAAUAUACCCAUGUCGAGCGACUCAAUGAAGCCUGAUGGCCAUUCCAAGCAUUCCAAGGUCAAAGUACGAAAUAUAUCACCGAAAUGAAAUAUAUGAUCCUAGCAGACGUAAACUAUGGCCAGACAAGACGGUUCGAUAAUUUCGACGGCAUAAAUUAUGUAACUCACAAAGGAACAAAUCUUCGGAAUGUCAUCAUCAAAUUUACUCUCUGCUAUACAGUUGUU
Messenger RNA from Blastomyces gilchristii SLH14081, 1375 nucleotides. RefSeq names its product mitochondrial 54S ribosomal protein YmL36. Gene Ontology annotation, molecular function: structural constituent of ribosome. Gene Ontology annotation, biological process: mitochondrial translation. NCBI's taxonomy places the organism in Eukaryota, Fungi, Ascomycota, Eurotiomycetes, Onygenales, Ajellomycetaceae. The coding region runs from base 260 to 841 and encodes 193 amino acids. The record is from RefSeq and is a predicted model, not a curated record. Gene Ontology annotation, cellular component: mitochondrial large ribosomal subunit. The transcript has a single exon.